Molecule: messenger RNA, 1173 nt
Organism: Rhipicephalus microplus (southern cattle tick)
Lineage: Eukaryota; Metazoa; Arthropoda; Arachnida; Ixodida; Ixodidae
Product: monocarboxylate transporter 12
Biological process (GO): transmembrane transport
Molecular function (GO): monocarboxylic acid transmembrane transporter activity
Source: RefSeq, a predicted model, not a curated record
AUGCUGAAGUUGGUGAACAAAGUGGACGGUCGCUGGGAUAUUGCUCUGCUGGCAGGACUUGUCAGCUUCUUUGGCAUAACUACGAACCGAAACUCGGGAUGGUUCUUUGUCGCCUUUAUGGAAGACUUCAAGGUGGACCGAGGAAGCGCCUCUUGGCCCAGCAGCGUAUUGGCCAUCAUGUUUCGAUCGUCAGGUCUUUUUGUCGCAGUCCUGCAGAGAUAUACGUCCCUCUACCACAUCGGCCUCAUCGGAAGUAUUCUCCUGUGGGUCGGCAUCUUAGCCUCAGCGUGGUCCCCAAACAUUGCUACCAUUACCAUUACCCUUGGUUUCAUCCAUGGUUUUGGAGCUGGCAUUGUCUUGAUGUGCAACCUGGUGGAAAUAAUGCAGUACUUCCAAAAGUAUAGAGAUAUCGCUUCCGGCAUCAAGUUUGCUGCUGACCCCAUGAGCGCCAUUGUUUUCCCGGCGUUGCUGUCCUAUCUGAGAGCGACGUAUGGCCUACGGGGUGCUUUGCUGAUAUACGCAGCCCUCAGCAUGCACGUGAUGGCAUUCUCCAUUGUCCUCAAAGAGCCUCAAUGGUUGAAACGGGACAGAAUGGAGUCACCGGUUUCCAGAUAUCCACAGAAAGAGGCACGGCCCGUUCAGAGUAGCAAAGCCGUGAAGAUUUGUCAUAUGCUUCGACAAAUGCCACAUCCACUGCUGAAGCCCAGUUUCUAUGCUGUUGUGACGGGAUCCGUGUUGUUAGAUUACGUCAAUGCCGUGCACCUUUCAACGUUAGUCGACUACGCUCUGGACAGCGGUGUUUCUCGUGCACAUGCUGAGCUUACAGUCACUUACGCUUCAGCGCCUGAGAUCCUUGGAAGAGUUCUACUACCACUAGUAGCAGAUGUGGGACUAGUGAGGCGAACCACCUUGACGGCUGGUAACGCAUUCGUCUUGGGCUGCUUGCUUCUCUUGACACCUCAGACCAGCAGUGCGACACACGUAGUUGUGCGUGCAGCGUCUUCAGUUGCUCUGGCUACCCUAAUGACAAUGAAACACGUGCUGGUGGCAGACUAUUACGGCACGGAUGCCGUGGCUCUCCUGUCCGGUGCUUCUGGAGUCCUUCUGGUUCCCGUGCUGCUGACCAACCCAUCUAUCAUAGGCAAGGGGACGCGUACUUUCACACUAGAAUGA